This is a messenger RNA of Rotaria sp. Silwood2, 675 nucleotides long. NCBI's taxonomy places the organism in Eukaryota, Metazoa, Rotifera, Eurotatoria, Philodinida, Philodinidae. The record is from the annotation of a GenBank genome assembly.
AUGUUGGAUCAAGAUGCUAUAUCUCAUGAAUUGCAUCUUAUACGUAGUCUAUUACAUGAGAAAAUAUACACAUUAUCAAAUGAUGAGACUAAUUUGUCAUUAUCUAAGAAAGAGUAUAAGAAAAUGAUUUUAUUGUAUGAAAAAGGAAUUUAUGAUGGACAAGAAAAUAAUAAUUAUAAUCCCAUAUACUUUGCUCUUCUUUAUAAUUUGCACCAAAAUCAAAAUUGUGCUGGAGCUGCAAUGGUUGCACUCGAUCAACUCAAUGACGAUCUGAAUAAUUCAGCUCAUGAAGACAUGUGGCAUCAAAUAUUAGAUCAAAUAAGGAAAUUCGAAAAGGAACAAAACUUUUCAUUGCAAAAAAGCUUUGAAUACAUAUCAAGUAUGACUGCCAAUAUUGCUGCUCCAAAACUGGCAAAUGAAGAACAGAUCAAUCAAGCUCUGUUGUGCCUUUUAAAAGACAAAUUAUCCAUGUUGGAAAAGAUUGAAAACAAACGCAAUCAAGUUAAAAUUGAUAAAGAACAUUUUAUACAUGAUAAAAACGAGAAUCGUCUUCAUUUUUACCAUUCAAUGCGUGUAUCUCUGUCACAUAAAUUCGCAGCUAUGGCUAUCACAAGUGGAGAUAGUCAAAGCGAGCCAAUAGUUAAACAUGAUCGAACAGGAACUGCCACUAUGUAA